Molecule: messenger RNA, 7129 nt
Organism: Nycticebus coucang (slow loris)
Lineage: Eukaryota; Metazoa; Chordata; Mammalia; Primates; Lorisidae
Gene: ALDH1L2
Product: aldehyde dehydrogenase 1 family member L2
Exons: 23
Coding region: 156-2927 (923 amino acids)
Biological process (GO): 10-formyltetrahydrofolate catabolic process; biosynthetic process; one-carbon metabolic process
Cellular component (GO): cytoplasm
Molecular function (GO): formyltetrahydrofolate dehydrogenase activity; aldehyde dehydrogenase (NAD+) activity
Source: RefSeq, a predicted model, not a curated record
CUGAGGGUGCGGGCCUGGGCCGGGCUCCGGGCUAGCAGGGGCACAGAGAGGCGAGCGGAGCUGUCCCGGGCAUCCAGUCUGCAGGCCGCGCCCAGGCUGCACCGCCGCCUGCUCCCGGCUCCGCGGUGCCUUCCGCGCCAGCGCUCCUCUCCAGCAUGCUGCCGCGUGGCAGCCAGGCGCUCCGGAGCUUCUCCACCGGCCGGGUUUAUUUCAAAAACAAACUGAAGUUGGCACUUAUUGGCCAGAGCCUUUUUGGACAGGAAGUCUACAGCCACCUCCGCAAAGAGGGCCACAGAGUAGUGGGGGUGUUCACAGUUCCAGACAAGGAUGGAAAAGCCGACCCACUGGGUUUGGCUGCAGAGAAAGAUGGGACCCCUGUGUUCAAGUUCCCUCGAUGGAGAGUCAAGGGCAAGACCAUCAAGGAGGUGGCAGAUGCCUACAGAUCCGUGGGUGCAGAGCUCAAUGUGCUCCCCUUCUGCACACAGUUCAUCCCCAUGGAUGUGAUCAAUGGCUCAAAGCAUGGUUCCAUCAUCUACCAUCCAUCCAUCCUGCCCAGGCACAGGGGAGCCUCGGCUAUCAACUGGACUCUAAUUAUGGGAGAUAAGAAAGCUGGAUUCUCUGUUUUCUGGGCUGAUGAAGGUUUAGAUACAGGACCUGUUCUUCUGCAGAAAUCAUGUGAUGUGCAACCCAAUGACACAGUGGACUCACUUUAUAAUCGAUUUCUUUUUCCUGAAGGAAUCAAGGCCAUGGUAGAAGCUGUCCAACUCAUAGCUGAUGGAAAAGCUCCUCGUGUUCCUCAGCCAGAAGAAGGGGCAACAUAUGAAGGUAUCCAGAAAAAGGAAAAUGCUGAGAUUUCUUGGGAUCAGCCUGCUGAAGUUUUGCAUAACUGGAUUCGAGGUCAUGAUAAAGUCCCUGGAGCCUGGACAGAGAUAAAUGGACAGAUGGUUACUUUCUAUGGCUCUACAUUACUAAACAGCUCUGUCCCUUCCGGAGAACCUCUAGAAAUUAAAGGUGCCAAGAAACCUGGUCUUGUCACCAAAAACGGACUUGUUCUUUUUGGUAAUGAUGGAAAAGCGCUGGUGGUGAGAAAUCUGCAGUUUGGAGAUGGAAAAAUGAUUCCUGCCUCUCAGUACUUUUCAGCGGGUGAGACAUCGGUGGUGGAACUUACAGCCGAAGAGGUGAAGGUGGCAGAGACCAUCAAGGUUAUCUGGGCUGGAAUUUUAAGCAAUGUCCCUGUUAUUGAAGACUCAACAGACUUCUUUAAAUCUGGAGCAAGCUCAAUGGAUGUUGUCAGGCUGGUUGAAGAGAUCAGACAGAAAUGUGGUGGGCUUCAGUUACAGAAUGAAGAUGUCUAUAUGGCCACCAAGUUUGACGACUUCAUCCAAAAGGUGGUGAGGAAACUGAGAGGAGAGGAUCAAGAGGCGCAGCUGGCCGUGGACUAUGUCUCAAAGGAGGUCAAUGAAAUGACAGUAAAAAUGCCAUAUCAGUGUUUCAUAAAUGGACAGUUCACAGAUGCCGAUGGUGGAAAAACUUAUGACACUAUCAACCCAACAGAUGGAUCUACAAUAUGCAAAGUGUCCUAUGCUUCUUUGGCGGAUGUUGAUAAAGCAGUAGCAGCAGCAAAAGAUGCUUUUGAAAAUGGUGAAUGGGGAAGAAUGAAUGCAAGAGAAAGAGGGAGAUUGAUGUACAGACUUGCAGACCUACUGGAAGAGAACCAAGAAGAGCUGGCAACCAUUGAAGCCCUCGACUCAGGGGCUGUCUACACUUUGGCCCUUAAGACUCACAUUGGAAUGUCUGUGCAAACAUUCAGAUAUUUUGCUGGCUGGUGCGACAAAAUUCAGGGUUCUACAAUUCCAAUCAACCAGGCCCGUCCAAACCGCAACCUGGCCUUCACCAAGAAGGAGCCACUUGGUGUCUGUGCCAUUAUCAUUCCCUGGAACUACCCCUUGAUGAUGUUGGCGUGGAAGAGCGCUGCGUGUUUGGCAGCAGGCAACACCUUAGUGCUCAAGCCAGCACAGGUCACGCCCUUGACCGCUUUGAAGUUUGCAGAGCUCUCUGUGAAAGCAGGCUUUCCAAAGGGGGUGAUCAACAUCAUUCCAGGCUCAGGCAGCAUAGCAGGACAACGCCUUUCUGAACAUCCUGACAUCCGCAAACUUGGUUUCACUGGUUCCACUCCUAUUGGCAAACAGAUCAUGAAGAGCUGUGCUGUGAGCAACUUGAAGAAAGUUUCCCUGGAGCUUGGUGGCAAGUCCCCACUUAUAAUAUUCCAAGACUGUGAACUUGACAAGGCUGUGCGAAUGGGCAUGGGAGCAGUAUUUUUCAACAAAGGAGAGAACUGUAUCGCAGCUGGGCGGUUGUUCGUGGAAGAAUCUAUCCACGAUGAAUUUGUGACCAGAGUGGUAGAAGAAAUUAAAAAGAUGAAAAUUGGUGACCCGCUUGACAGAUCUACUGAUCAUGGGCCCCAAAAUCAUAAGGCCCAUCUGGAAAAGCUGCUGCAAUACUGUGAAGCUGGAGUGAAGGAGGGAGCCACCUUGGUGUACGGGGGAAGGCAAGUCCAAAGGCCAGGCUUUUUUAUGGAACCAACUGUGUUCACAGAUGUGGAAGACCACAUGUAUCUUGCCAAAGAGGAAUCCUUUGGGCCCAUUAUGGUGAUUUCUAAAUUCCAAAAUGGGGACAUCGAUGGAGUACUGCAGCGAGCAAAUAAUACAGAGUAUGGCUUGGCCUCAGGGGUUUUUACAAAAGAUAUAAACAAAGCUAUGUAUGUGAGUGAAAAACUGGAAGCUGGAACUGUUUUCAUUAACACAUACAACAAGACGGACGUGGCAGCCCCAUUUGGUGGAGUUAAACAAUCUGGCUUUGGGAAAGACUUAGGGGAGGAAGCUCUAAACGAAUACCUCAAAACCAAGACGGUGACACUGGAAUAUUAGAGCAACACAGUCACCAGGAAACCUUGACACCAUUUCUCAACUCUAGACACACUUAAGAAGCCUGGAACUGCUGAGACAGAAGGUGGCAGCCAUGAGCCAAGAAGUGCACACAUGGACCAUGAAGAGGGUCAGACCACAGGGCAAAGCAUUUACACACGUGCCUGAAUAUUUUCCAAUACACCCUUUAUACCUUCAAAUGACUUACGGUUGUUGGGUUUUGACUAUGUUGUAUAUCAUACGUAUUUCUUUCUUUUUUUUUUUUUUUUUGUAGAGACAGAGUCUCACUGUACCGCCCUCGGGUAGAGUGCCGUGGCGUCACACGGCUCACAGCAACCUCUAACUCUUGGGCUUACGCGAUUCUCUUGCCUCAGCCUCCCGAGCAGCUGGGACUACAGGCGCACGCCACAACGCCCGGCUAUUUUUCUGUUGCAGUUUGGCCGGGGCUGGGUCCGAACCCGCCACCCUCGGCAUAUGGGGCGGGCGCCCUACUCACUGAGCCACAGGCCUGCCAUCAUACGUAUUUCUAAAAUAUCAAGCUGCUUUUUCUCUACCAAGACUAAUCUAUUCCUGGUUGUCCAUCUUGAAAAUGUCAAAAUCACGCAGUUAUACACAAGGUGCUUUUAUUGGAACCUUUUAGAGGAUGUACAGGUUUUAACCUCUGAACCAUACAUACAUGUAGGGUUAUUAAAAAGACUUUCUAUAAUUCCAUUUCCAAGGAACAGUAUGUCCUGUAACUAAUGUGAAGUUAGUUUUUCUUUUCCAAUUUGGAAAUAAGAUAGAUCUCCGUGCCUUUGAUUUUCUAUUUUUUAGCCCACUGUGAUGGGUGGUCAACCCAUAAACAUUUCUUGAAUACCUACUAUGUACAAAAUACUAUCUGAUGUUCUCAAGAGUAUACAGAAUUUAAUGACAUGAUCUUUGGACUCCACAUAGUUUUAACUCUAGUAAGUCAUUUUCAAAAGUGAAUUUUAUAGUAUGAAAUAGUAGAAAAUAGACAUUUUAUAGUAUGAAACAGUAGAAGGUAAAUAGACGUUUUAUAGUAUGAAAUAGUAGAAAGUAAAUAGAUCUUGGUUCAUAUCUUACCAUCUUACCAUCCAUGUGCCUUUGGCAAACUUAUGCAACUCCUUUGAGCCUCAGCUUAAAAUAGGGAUAGUAAUGCCUUCCUCAGGACCCUUAUUAUGAGAAUACAAUGCAAUAAUGUAAGUAAAGCAGCUUGCAUUUUUGCUUUGCUUAUGUUAAGUACUCAAUUAAAUUUAACUGUUUUUUUUCAUCACUAUUUUAAAAAUAGGUUGAUUAACUAGAUGAAUUAGUUUCCCACAAUCCUUUUCAAGAAUCAAUCACUAGACCACUUUUCUCAUCCAUUCUUUUGACACAGUGCCUAAUACAGCUGCACUGAAAAAUGCCGAGUCAUGGGAAAAAAUGGCAAGGGCAUGAGGCAAAGAAAUCUGCUGCUUUCUGCCGUGUACUCAUCCUUCAUGGGACAUGUGUCUUUCCAUUUUUCUACCUACCUGUUCUGCUGCUCACUGCCUGUGUGAUCUUGGGCAAGAUAUCUCAGAGCCUAUGUUUGGUAUCUAUAAAGGGGGAAUACAGAUCUCUAUGCAAUGAGGUGUUGCAAGAUUCGAUGAGAUGGUAUCCUCAAUGCACUUAACAAGGUGCAUUUGGAUCACAGUCAGCACUUGAGAAAUAUUACAAUCCAUGCAGUACUCACGUAACUUCCCACUGUCAGACAAAAGUAAUUAAGUGGGUCAAUUCCAUCCAUAGAUGACUAAAAGAAGGCAAAUUCCUGAAUUGCAGAAGAUGGCCAGAGAAAUUAGCCUCUAUUAAGCUUCCUAUAGUCAAAUUUCAAUAAAGAUUCCUAUUUCUUGGGCUUUAAAGAAGGCCCCAGGGAGUAAAUGUUACUCUGGAGACUCUGCAGUAUUACCUGAGGUGAAUAUAGGGAAUCGAUAAACAGUGAUCACAACGAUCCAUAGUAAAAACAAUAAAAUCAGAGGCAGAGGACAUUUUCAAAGGGAAGAAUACAAGGUUUGAUUCCAAGAUGAUAAAAGGAGUAAAUUUUGCCUGUAAGGAUUUUUUUUCAGGGGGAGGGGGAGACAGAGUCUCACUCUGUCACCCUCGGUAGAGUACCAUGGCGUCACAGCUCACAGCAACUUCCAGCUCUUGGGCUUAGGCAAUUCUCUUGCCUGAGCCUUCCAAGUAGCUGGGACUACGGGCGCCCACCACAACUCCUGGCUAUUUUUUUUUUGCAGUUUGGCCGGGGCUGGGUUCGAACCUGCCACCAUUGGUAUAUGGGGCUGGCGCCCUACUCACUGAACCACAGGCACUGCCCAGCCUGUAAGGAUUUUUUAUUAUACUAAAGCUUGUUUACCAUCAAAGUUUGGCACAGCUUAUUUACCAUCACAAAUGAACACGGAUUGGCCCUAAAUGACAGUUUAUAUUUGAAUAAAAUAUUGAAAGCCUUAUCAUAAAUAAUUGCUUGUAAAUGAAGUGCUUUUAACUGAUUUCAUGUGAUUUAGCAUAUCACUUUAUCAAAUUAUUUUAAUGACAGAAUGAGCAGACAAAAAUAUCUCUAUUCUUCUGAUUUUAUUUUACCCUCUAAUAUUAAUCUCAGUAGCAGUGUUUUUAAUCUUCAUUGGGCUAUAAACCUCUUUGAGAAUCUGAUAAAAGCUAUGAACCUCCCUGUCUCACUUUUACCCCCAAAAUUACAUGCACACAUAUAAUUCUGCAAAUAUUUUCAAGGGAUGUACAGACAUCCUAAAGGUCAUGCUUGAGCCCCAGAUUAAGAACUCUUUUCUUCAUAUCAAGUUCCAUAAAGUUCAAAGUUUUUAUAUCUGACUGCUGAUCAAAAUCAGUCUUUACAGAGUUCAUCAACUUACCACGUGAACUUGAAUUGGAACAUAAUAAUCCACAGCCUGGUAGGUGGUUUAAUUAACACAGAGAGUAAUUAAAUCACUGCUGUUCCUUCAGAGCACUGAUUAUUUUGCUAAGCUAAAAGAUAAAGCUGUGAUCUGAUUAUCCACUGAAUUGGGGUGGCAUGGACACUUUAAGCAGUUUGACGUCCCUUCUAAUUCCCCAUCCUCAUGCCUUUGCUAAAGCAGACUUCUUUCUCUCCAACACCCUGCUUGGCUUUUCAUGCCACUGGCUGGGCUGUGUGACUCUCCUCCGUGCUCCCACUUGUCUCAAACAUAGCAUUUAAUAUUUGAUACUAAAAUUAUCUGUCUUCCUAACUAGAUAUGAGCACCCCCUCCCCACCCCCAGGGUUAGCCCUGUGUCAAUAAUAAUACAACAGCUAUCAUUUACUGAUGGCCUCCUGUAUGAAGACACUAUGCUUAGCACUUUUUAAAUGCUAUUUUUUAAUCUUUGUAAUAUCUGAAAAAAAUGGAGAAAUUGCUCUUCUUACUACCUCCUCUACUACCAAGCCAUUAUCGCCUCUUCUCUACAUUACUCCUGAGGUCUCCCCACUGGUCUUCUGAUUCCUCCCUUACGUGGUCCCGUUCAAAGCUUAAGUUAGAUGGUGUCACCACUCUGUUCAAAACUUUCUAACGCCCCCCAUUUCACUUAGAAUAAAGUCCAGGCUAUCUACCAUGACCCACAGAUCUUGCUCCUGGCUAUGUCUGACCUCAGCUCCGUAUCAAUUUCUCUCUUGUUCUGCCCUAGCAAUCCUGGGUGCCUUGAUGUUCCUAAACACACCAAGCAAGCUUCCUCCUCAGGGCCCUUGUACUUACCGUUCCCUCUUUGCUGGUAAAUGUUUAACAAAUGGUUCUCUGGGGGGACAAGAACCUGGUUUCCAGCAUUUGCAGAUACCCAUCAAGGCUGAAUUUGACCUCACUAAGCUCAGUUGGAGGAGAUACAGUCAGAACAGGUGAUAACCAGGGCCAGCAUACCACUGCCUCUUCCUCCAACUCUUCCCCAAACAGCCUGACAGCUGGCUCCUCAAGUAUCAUCUGAUUAGAGAUACCAUAUGUUGCCAUGUGUAAUGUGCACUUUCUUAUCCAAAUUUUUGAAGGAAAGAUAAGGAGCCACAUUAUACAUUCGGAGUACUAUUUCUUACUGGUACAUAAAAUUUCUUGUACCUUGUAUCUGUUCUUGUGUUUUAUAAUUUUUUUGUUAUAUAAAAUUUCUUGUGCCAUAAUGUGUUAAAGAAUACGAAAAUUCCUUUUUAUAAUACAAAAACAAGUACCUAAAUUUAAGCAAAUAAAAAUUUGAAU